Messenger RNA from Aspergillus heteromorphus CBS 117.55, 516 nucleotides. RefSeq lists its product as uncharacterized. The transcript has a single exon. The coding region runs from base 1 to 516 and encodes 171 amino acids. NCBI's taxonomy places the organism in Eukaryota, Fungi, Ascomycota, Eurotiomycetes, Eurotiales, Aspergillaceae. The record is from RefSeq and is a predicted model, not a curated record.
AUGGGCACCCCCAACGGCCCGCAAGACUGGCCGCAGCAGGGAUUGGUGCAAUCACCUCCGUUUGGGGUCUGUCGGGAGGCAUCCGUCAGGACCAUCCAACCCACGGAAAUGCAGGAACCCAAGAUCGCACGGCCAUUCGUUGAUCAUGAAAGCCUCGGGGAAUUCUUUGGAGCCAAUGACAUGGACGAUCACCCGAGCAGGAUAUCGACUAACGCAAGAAAGCGCCCGCGUGGCUCACGCCAGUGGACUGGCCGCUGGAGCCAAGCGGAGCUCGCGUUUGGGUUGGCCGACUGGGUACGGCCAUUGGAUUUGGCCAUUUGGGCCACCGACCACGCGGGCGUCGCAGGUUUGUGGCGGACGAACCAGUCAGGGGGCUGCAGGGGCCAACGUCGGUUUACACAUGUGCCGCAUGGAUCUCUUCGUCCGUUCGUCGGGACGAGCCGAAACAAAAAGUGCACUCCAGGCAGAGACGUUCGGGCUGAGGUCGGUGAGGGCGUCAGUGCGACGACGAUGUGA